AUGCCGACCCCGGCGCGUUUAGACACGCAUAAGAAAGGGAAGGGCCUGCAGACACCGCAGUCGAUGGUCGACGUACAUGCAGACGAUACAUCAGGGCCCAUCCAGGCCUCGUCGUUCCGGAACGUCUCCUCGUGCACUCGUUGUCGCCAGCGGAAAAGUCGAUGUGACCAGCAGCUGCCGCAGUGCGGCGCCUGCGAGAAGGCCGGCGCUCGAUGCGUCGGCUACGAUCCCCUAAUGAAGAGGGAGGUGCCUCGGAGUUAUCUAUACUACCUGGAGGAUCGCGUCAACUACUUCAAGAACCUCCUGAGCGAGCAUGGGGUUUCUUUCGAGCCGGAUUCCUCGUUGACCAUGGAGCGAAGCGCGCCACAUGAUUACCGGGCGUCGACGGAGGAAGAACGAGAUACCAAAGCCUCAUAUAAACGAAGGGGUAGCGUCAUUUCAACUAGUGGAACGGAUUCGAGUCGACCGAGUGCGUCCUCUCCCAGGUCACCCAGAGAAGCAACAGACGUUGCCUCCCAGUCGGAAAUCGAUACGCUGCACAGUACGCAUGACCCGGGUUGCUGCACAGCACAUGAGCUCCUUUUCGCCCUUCGACCCAGAUCUCCCACAUCAUCAUUCGUGCUCCCGGACCGGGAUCUCGCCGCAAAGUUAGUCAACUUCUACUUCGAACAAGCAUACCCGCAAGUCCCGGCCCUCCAUAAGGGCGAGGUAGCACAGCUGCUCAAUCGGACCUACGCUGGGGCUGAGAGCCACCGGCCGUACAGCCUUUUCCUGCUAUACAUCCUAUUCGCUAUUGGCACCUGCAUCAUGCUUGAUAACGAGGGAAACCUCAGGGGCAAGGAUCUACCGGGGCAGGGGCUAAAGAGGAAGCGAAACACGUUGACAAACGUACAUCCCGCAGAGGAGUACUACUCUGCUGCUGUUACCCACUUACACCUGGCGUUCAGCUCUUGCGAUGACGCAUCCAGUAAGCUAGAAGGCCUUGAGGCUGCCGUGCUGAUUGCUCAUCUAUCCCUCUUCUAUCCUAUUCGUCCCGGGCCCGUCUACCUCGUGGGACUGGCGCUGCGCGCUGCAGUCGACGUGAAGCUCUACGACGAGGCCAGUCCUAGCCUAAUCGCCGGGUCGUAUCAAGCGACCAUAUCGAACGAAGGUAGCGAGCAGCAAGACCAGCUUUCGGAGCAAUGCCAACGUCUCUGGUGGAGUGCAUACAGUCUGGACCGUCUCGUCUCGCCAUACACCGGGCGUCCGUUCGCCAUCCCGGACCACCUGGUCACCACCGGCUUCCCAUCCAUGCCCGAAGAAAUGGGCGUACCAUGCCACGGCAUCUCCUCCAGCAACAAACUCAUGAACUUCCUCACCAGCCAUCUUCUCCAACUACGACUGCUCCAGUCGGAAAUCCACGAAGUCCUUCAAUACCACCACGCACAAUCCUCGCGAAGCAGCUCCAGCAACACCGGUCCGCCAGCGACGUCUAUACUUUCGUCACCACUGGACUAUUUCGAGUCGUUUGGCUCGUGGAAAAGGGACGUCAACCGGCGACUCGACGAGUGGAAAAGCUGCAUCCCCUCCCGCGAAGAAACCGGAACGUGGGUUCCCAUCGUCCGCCUGGAACUCGAUUACUGGAAAACAAUCAACUUACUGUACCGACACGAGGUCAAGGUACCGUUCGAGCUGGCUCGCAUGCUGCCGCCGUCGCAUAUGAACGCUACGCAUCUGGCGGCGGGAGAAGGGUCAAAGGAUGACUUUACCCACUUCAAAAUCGUCGAGGCGAGCCGGAAGGUGCUGCAGAGCUACCGGCUGGUGCAUCAUUUGGAUUCGGGGAACUGCACGUUUCUCGCCACGCAUAACAUUUUCCUUGCUGGAACUCUAUUUCUGUUCGCCAUAUGGAACUCGCAGUUGAUCCGCAAUCUUCUUGUAUGUCUUGCCCGCCGUUUUGAAUCAUACCCACUGACAUCCUCAGACCCUCGACGAAAUCGACUGCACCAUUCUCACAGGCACUGCCGUCCUCGCCGGCAUGGCAGAUAUCUACCCCCACGCCCGCGAGUGCCAGGACUCCCUGGAGCGCAUGCGCGUAGCAACCAUGCAGAUGUGUCUAUCAUCCACAAAGCCCGAAUCCGGGAUUACCACGCCUCGCGAACGGGUGCGAGGAACACCCACGACCAGCACAAGCGCACGACACUCGGCCCACCCGACAGAAUCACCCCAAACCAUCCUUAA
This is a messenger RNA of Aspergillus terreus NIH2624, 2217 nucleotides long. Its product is annotated as Zn(II)2Cys6 transcription factor. Bases 1 to 2217 code for a protein of 738 amino acids. The record is from RefSeq and is a predicted model, not a curated record. Gene Ontology annotation, biological process: DNA-templated transcription; positive regulation of transcription by RNA polymerase II. The transcript has 2 exons. NCBI's taxonomy places the organism in Eukaryota, Fungi, Ascomycota, Eurotiomycetes, Eurotiales, Aspergillaceae. Gene Ontology annotation, molecular function: zinc ion binding; sequence-specific DNA binding; DNA-binding transcription factor activity, RNA polymerase II-specific.